Merops nubicus (carmine bee-eater) is the source of this 1155-nucleotide messenger RNA. It is a transcript of the gene SH3BGR, whose product is annotated as SH3 domain binding glutamate-rich protein. The coding region runs from base 74 to 613 and encodes 179 amino acids. Gene Ontology annotation, cellular component: cytoplasm. NCBI's taxonomy places the organism in Eukaryota, Metazoa, Chordata, Aves, Coraciiformes, Meropidae. The transcript has 7 exons. The record is from RefSeq and is a predicted model, not a curated record.
GGAUUCCUCUUGGGACCGUGGUGACUUGUGGAUAGCGGGCGUGCUCUGCUGAUUCAUUUUCAUUACUGUCAGCAUGGUGAUCAAAGUUUUUGUAGCCACAUCUUCAGGGUCUACAGCGAUCAAAAAGAAGCAGCAAGAAGUAGUGGGCUUUUUAGAGGCCAACAAGAUUGACUUUCAGCAAAUGGACAUAGCAGGUGAUGAAGACAACAGGAAAUGGAUGAGAGAGAAUGUCCCAGGUGAAAAAAAGCCUCAGAAUGGAAUUCCCCUCCCUCCACAGAUCUUCAACGAGGAGCGGUACUGUGGGGAUUUUGAAUCCUUUUUCUCAGCAAAAGAAGAAAAUAUUAUUUAUUCAUUCCUCGGACUUGCUCCUCCUCCAGGCACAAAGGAGACUGAAAAGCCUAAUGCCGUGGAUGAAACUGAGGCACACACAGAAAGCAAGACAGAUGAAGGGGCUCAUGAAGAGCCUCAGUCUGCUCAGUCACCAUCAGAAGAUCAACAGGAAAGAAAGGAAGAACAUGCAGCAACAGGGGGAGGAGAAAAGCAAGAAGAGGGAGGAGAAGAACAAGAAGAGGGAGAAGAAAAAGAAGAGGUGGAGGAGCAAGAAGAGUCUUAGUACACUUCCCUGUGACACUUUCUUUCUUGAACAGGUUUUCAGGAAGCACAGGAGCAGCCUUGAAAAAGAAAAUAAACCCACUCUCUCAAGCAAAACAUCACGACCUUUCAUGCCUGUAGACUAAUGAACACAUAAAUAUGUAACAGAACAAAGACAUCACUCUGUCCUACGUGUGGCCUUAUAUAUAUAUUUGGUAUCCAAUUGCUUGUUAAAUAGGUCUUCUUAUAUCUGACUGGUGAUAUUUCAGUUGCUUGUUGUAUGUUGGAAUAGUAUUGUCCAUGUCACAUUUUAGUUUGUAAGCUCCCCAGGGCUGGAACCAUGUCUGUCUUCAUGUUUGUAUUCUGCCAAACACAUUGCUGCCACACAGCAGAUAACUGGACUCCCACAAGUGAUGUAUUCAGAGAAAAAGAAACUCAACACUGAAAACUGCAAAGAGGCUUCCUGUAUACAAGAUAAGUGAGUCACUUCUCCCUCAGUUGGCUUUUGAAAAUAAUUGAGACUUCCAUUGUACAGCAGUUUAAAUAAAUGUGUUUUCUGUCACA